AAAGAGGCUCGGCAGUUAUCCUGUUAAGGGGAAGGCAAUGAAAACGUUAUGGUAGAAUGCAGGCGCCAUGGAGAGCUUGAAAAGCCUUGAACACUUCUGCACUGUGACAACGCUUUGCUUGGGCUAGAUUUGGAGACAUGGUGGGUUCAACUCAAAAUGACCUCUAAUUAAGCGAAUGACAUGAGCUUUCACCCAACAGAAUCAUUUACUUUUUGCUGCGGCUUUUGUAGUGUUUCAACUAAGGGAGGCAGUCUCUCUGGCUCACCAUCAUGAUCUUCGUCUUUUAAGGAGGAUUGGAUUUGAUCUGUGAGGUGAAGAAGGCAGUCCGUACGGGAUUCGUUGUGGAAUAAUUUAGUAAAAAGGUUUUGGUAGUUACGGGAGUGAGAGUAUCUUGAAUUUGAAUUGGUGUGUUGUGUGUGGUGGUUUUCUAAUGGCGUCGUCUCUGAUUCUGAAUCCUGUGACGAGUUCUGAACGAUCGCGUGAUUCUUCAAGAAAGAAGAAGAAGAAGAAAGCGACAAGAGAAGAUGAUCGUCAAGAUCAGGAUCAAAUCAAAUGGAAAUCACAAGCUCAACAUCAAGUUUACUCUUCGAAGCUGUUGCGCGCUUUGAGUCAGGUCAGGAUCAGUUCUCCUGAGCCAACACCAAACGAAACGCCUCGGCGUGGCCGAGCGGUGCGGGAGGCAUCCGAUACUGUUUUAGCCAUGACGGCGAAAGGAAGAAGUAGGUGGAGCAGAGCAAUCUUAACGAACCGUCUCAAGCUCAAGUUUCGAAAACACAAUAAACAGAAAGCGCGUGUGAUCGGAAACAGCCGUACGAAGAAGCCGAGUGUUAGCGUGUUACGGUUGAGAGGAAAAGGACUACCAACUGUACAGAGAAAAGUCCGGCUUCUCGGCCGACUAGUUCCCGGCUGCCGGAAACAACCGCUGCCGGUGAUUCUAGAUGAAGUAACCGAUUAUAUUCCAGCUCUAGAGAUGCAGAUCCGAGUCAUGAGCGCCAUAGUCAACUUGGUUUCAAGCUCCUCUUCAUCUUCUACUGGUAUCGAUUCUUCUAUCCCUCCAUCUUCUACCUGAUUAAACACACACUUUUUCUGAUCAAUUCUCUUCCCAAGAAGAAAUCCAUUUUCUUCCCCCUCUCUGCUUCUCUUCUGCCAGUAAUUUCUUGUCAAAUAUAUAUAUAUAUAUAAAUCUAUAUAUAUUAUAUCGAUUUCUUGUAUUUGCUGCAUGCAAUUACAAUUUUAGUAUGGGAAUCUGGAUAAAAUGUAAAUUCAGAUGACGUUCAAGAAAAAGAGAUGAGUCUCCGGUGAAAUUGAGGUGUGUUUAUGUUUUAGAUUCCUUACUCAUGAAGAAAGUUUUUUAUUGAUCAAACUAUCGCUUUAUUAUUUAUUCUCAUAAAAUCCUUUUUCUCGUUUACAUUA
Molecule: messenger RNA, 1413 nt
Organism: Cucumis sativus (cucumber)
Lineage: Eukaryota; Viridiplantae; Streptophyta; Magnoliopsida; Cucurbitales; Cucurbitaceae
Product: transcription factor bHLH147-like
Exons: 4
Coding region: 431-1069 (212 amino acids)
Biological process (GO): regulation of DNA-templated transcription
Source: RefSeq, a predicted model, not a curated record